This is a messenger RNA of Schizosaccharomyces cryophilus OY26, 1461 nucleotides long. RefSeq names its product AP-1 adaptor complex mu subunit Apm1. Gene Ontology annotation, molecular function: clathrin-cargo adaptor activity. NCBI's taxonomy places the organism in Eukaryota, Fungi, Ascomycota, Schizosaccharomycetes, Schizosaccharomycetales, Schizosaccharomycetaceae. The coding region runs from base 29 to 1309 and encodes 426 amino acids. Gene Ontology annotation, cellular component: clathrin-coated vesicle; clathrin adaptor complex. The transcript is spliced from 4 exons. The record is from RefSeq and is a predicted model, not a curated record. Gene Ontology annotation, biological process: intracellular protein transport; vesicle-mediated transport.
CAGAUACCUACUCCCUGUAUUUCCUACAAUGGCAUCAGCUGUAUUUAUUUUAAAUUUAAAAGGGAAGACCAUUAUAUCAAGGGAUUACCGCGCCGAUGUUCCCAUAUCAGCGGUUGAGAAAUUUAUACCAUUAAUAACAGAGCUAGAAGAAGAAAAUGGGUGUGCAACUCCUUGCUUAACUCAUGAAGGAAUUAAUUAUAUUUAUGUUCAACAAAACGAUGUUUACCUCUUGGCUUUAUCUAAAAGGAAUACUGAUGCAAUGGAGAUGCUUGUUUUUCUCAGAAAAUUGGCGGAUCUGUUUAUAGAUUACUUUAAAGAACUUCAAGAAGAAUCUAUUCGGGAUAAUUUUGUGCUGGUAUACGAACUGCUAGACGAAGUUAUGGAUUUUGGAUUUCCACAGACUACUGAAACGAAAAUCCUUCAAGAAUAUAUAACACAGACUUCUAACACUUCACAAACACAAGUUGCACCGCCUAUUGCCAUGACAAAUGCUAUUUCGUGGCGUUCGGAAGGAAUCCAUUAUCGUAAAAAUGAGGUAUUUUUGGACGUUAUUGAAUCUGUCAAUUUGAUUGCUGCACCUGAUGGUACCAUCAUCCAGAGUGAGAUUCUUGGAAAAGUCCAUUUGAAAUGUUACUUGUCAGGAAUGCCUGAACUUCGUCUUGGUCUCAACGACAAAGUACUUUUUGAAGCAGCUGGUCGUACUAUCAAAGGAAAUGCUGUUGAAAUGGAGGAUGUAAAGUUCCAUCAAUGUGUUCGUUUGGCAAGGUUCGAGAAUGAUCGAACUAUUUCCUUUAUUCCCCCUGACGGUGAGUUUGAUUUGAUGACUUAUCGCCUUAACUCAAAUGCACGACCUCUUAUAUGGGUCGAGUGUGAUUCGAUCGUUCAUUCAGGCUCUCGUAUCGAGUUUAUGGUGAAGGCAAAGGCUCAGUUCAAGAAGAGGUGUAUUGCAAAUAACGUAAAAAUCAUCGUACCUGUGCCAGAAGACGCAGAUAGUCCGCGAUUCCAAUCAAGUAAUGGCCAUGUACAGUAUGCCCCAGAGCAGGCGGCGAUGAUAUGGAACAUUAAAAAGUUUUCCGGGGGAAAAGAGUUUUUUAUGCGAGCUGAGAUGGGUUUGCCAAGCGUUCAUGGUGAAGAAACAAACAAACAUAUAAAACGACCAGUUCAAAUGAGUUUUGCCAUUCCAUAUUUUACUACUUCUGGAAUCCAAGUACGAUACUUAAAGAUCACUGAGCCAAAAUUGAACUACCAUGCUAUGCCCUGGGUUAGAUAUGUUACGCAGAAUGGCAAAGAAUAUGCCAUUCGUCAGUGAUGGGUUUACACAAAUAAAAACAAUUUGAUAGCAUGCACGUUAGCAUACUCGCUUACGAAAAUUUAAUUGUCGCAUAGAUUGUUUACGAUCCUUAACAUUUAUAGAAAUGACUUUCAUAAUGUAAAAGACGAUUUACUUUUACAAAGAAUUUA